Messenger RNA from Adineta steineri, 1428 nucleotides. NCBI's taxonomy places the organism in Eukaryota, Metazoa, Rotifera, Eurotatoria, Adinetida, Adinetidae. The record is from the annotation of a GenBank genome assembly.
AUGGGUAAUUACAUUCAAAAUUUUCGUGGUAACCCUGAUCAUGGGGCUAGAGAAACCACACGCAGAGCAGGGUGGUUACCAGUAGGAGGAAUAUGUAUAUUUUUCACUAUACUAUUGCUCAUUGCGGUUACAAUUGUCUGUUCAUUGAUUCCGCUGUACUUAUCAAAGAAAGGUGCUAAUGUUGUCGUAAACAGUGUAAAUUCAAAUCUUAACAUGGUGUUUGCUACUGAUUUCAGUAGUAGUGUUGGGGAAUCAGUUACUAAUGAUGAUGCACUUGCUCUUCAGUUUAACGAAAAAAUGGGUUACUCGAAUGGUGUGUUAAGUCUUAAAUCGAUUGCCUUGAAGACUGGUAGCGUUACAAGCACCAAGAGGAGAAAACGACAAUUAAGAGAUGCAGUUUCUUGCAAUGCAGUUGAAGCAGGUUCUAAUAUAGGCAAAGGUGACAAACUUAUGGUUGCGAUCAUUAUCAAUGAGUGCCCAGAAACAAAAUGCAAGACUGAUUAUUGUCUUACACAAUGUAAAAAUUCAACCAUGGCUGACAUACAGUCGAAACUUAGCUCGACUUCAUUCACUAUUGAAACAAACCUAGGAUCACAUACAGUUUCAUGCCGAUUUUGUGCCUUUGGUCAAGUUGUUCCAGUUUCGAAUGCGUCAUCGUCGACAGUCCCCAAUGUGCCACCACCAACAACAACAUCAACAACCACAUCAACAACUACAUCAACAACUACAUUCAUAACCACAUCAACAACAACAGCAAGACCGACCUGCAGUGACAGUGUUAAAAAUCAGGAUGAGACCGGUGUUGACUGCGGAGGUAGCAUUUGUUCAACAAAAUGCGCAGCAAAUCUGACAUGUGGAGGAAAUUCAGACUGUGUGAGUGGGGUUUGUACUGGUGGCAUAUGUCAAGCCAUGUGUACUGAUACUGUGCAAAAUCAAAAUGAAGGAGACAUUGACUGUGGAGGCCUUUGUGCACUUAAAUGCGCAGCAGGUCUGACAUGUGGAGUAGCUGCGGACUGUGUGAGUAUAAUUUGUACUAGUGGCAUAUGUCAAGCCACGUGUACUGAUACUGUGAAAAAUCAAAAUGAAGGAGACAUUGACUGUGGUGGUCCUUGUCCAAAUAAAUGCGCAAAUGGUCGGACAUGCGGAGGAUCUACGGACUGUGUGAGUGCCCAUUGUACAAGUGGCACAUGCCAAGUUGAUCCUAAUUCGUGCAGUAUUCUUUGUUGCCCUGGUGGUCCUGGUUAUGGUGGUUCUUUUACUCGUCCUUAUUAUAGUCCUUUUUAUAAUUUUGGUGCUUGUACUGCUUGUACUUAUAAUGGUGCUCCUGCUUUUUGUUCUGGUGGUGCUUUUAAUAAUGGUGGUACUUAUCUUAAUUAUGCUGGUAGUGCUUGUUUUGCUGUUCUUGCUGUUAACAGUUGUUUUGUUUAA